This is a messenger RNA of Ceratotherium simum simum (southern white rhinoceros), 2164 nucleotides long. Lineage: Eukaryota; Metazoa; Chordata; Mammalia; Perissodactyla; Rhinocerotidae. The record is from RefSeq and is a predicted model, not a curated record.
ACCUCUCCCACUCAUCCCCCUCCACCCUGGAUUCUGGAGGUCGGGCGCUGAGAGUAAGAACGGGGUAGCGGAGGGAGCAGUCUGUGGGGGCACGUCCGGAUAAAUAUGGGGCCAAAGUUGGAGGGCUCUCCAUGAAGAAGGGAUGGUCAGUGGCCGAGGCCGGGAUCUCUGAGAUUCAGAGGCCGCAGAAGGCGGCGCCCUGCGCCCGGGAGACGGCGCGCUCCGCCCGGCCGUGCGCCCUCCCCUCCCACCGUCUUCUUUCCUCCUCGUAGCCCGACGUGGGGAUGCUGUCCUUGCUGCUCUGCGGCGUGUCCAUCGCUCUUCUACCUGUUAUCAGAGCAGAUGAAUGCGACAUCAUUAGUGUGCAAGACGAGACGCCUGCAGUAGGCCAGCCUUUUGCUUUCAAUUGCACAUACCCUCCGCUAACAUCUGGGAAAGUAUAUGUAACAUGGUACAAAUAUCCUAGCAAUAUCCCAGUAUCUAAAAACACGCAGUCUAGAAUUCACCAGGACCAAAACUGGAUUUUGUUUCUCCCCCUGGCGUGGGAGGACUCUGGGAUCUACCAGUGUGUUAUCAACAAUACAGACACCUGUCACAGAAUACACGUAAACCUCACUGUGUUUAAAAAAUAUUGGUGCGGUGCUUCCAGAAACAGUCGACCGUAUUCAUUAGACGAGUACCAACAGAUAUUACAUGUUGGAAAAGAUGACAGUCUUACAUGUCAUCUGAACUUCCCGAAGAGUUGUGUUUUGGAUUCAAUAAAGUGGUACAAGGACUGUAAAGAGAUUGAAGGAGAGCGGUUUGCUUCUUGGGGCAUAAAGCUUUCGGUGAACAAUGUCUCAGCAGAGGACAGAGGGAACUAUGCAUGUCAAGCCAGACUGACACACACAGGGAAACAGUACACUGUUUUAAACAGUAUUACUGUAAAUGUCACAGAAAAAGUUGGAAAUGGAAGAAGAAUCCCUAAAAUCAUUUAUCCAAAAAACAAUUCAAUUGAAGUACAACUUGGCUCCACUCUUAUUGUAGACUGCAACAUAACAGACACGAGGGAGAAUACAAAUCUACGGUGUUGGAGAGUCAACGACACUUUGGUGGACAUUUACUACAGUGAUUCCAAACGAAUCCAAGAAGGAAUCGAAUCCCACAUUUCUUUUCAGGACCAUAAUUUUUACACAGUGAACAUAACCUUCUUAGAAGUGAAAAUGGAAGAUUAUGGCCAUCCUUUCAUGUGCCAUGCUGGAGUGUCUGCUGCAUACUUCACGUUAAAACUCCCAGUUCCAGAUUUUCGAGCUUACUUGAUAGGAGGGCUUCUCGCCUUGACAGGUGCAGCAGUGUCUGCUGUGUGCAUCUACAGCAUUUUUAAGAUCGACAUUGUACUUUGGUAUCGAAGCGCCUUCCAUUCUACUGGGAGCAUAGAAGAUGGGAAGCUGUAUGACGCCUAUGUCUUAUACCCCAAGCCUCAAGGAGAAAGGCCGAGCCAUGACGUGGACACACUGGUGUUGAAAAUCCUGCCGGAGGUGCUGGAGAGGCAGUGUGGAUAUAGGUUGUUUAUAUUUGGCAGGGACGAAUUUCCUGGACAAGCUGUGGCCAAUGUCAUCGAUGACAACAUUAAGCUGUGCAGGAGACUGAUCAUCAUCAUAGUUCCCGAAUCGCUGAGCCUUGACCUAUUAAAGAACAUGUCGGAGGAACAAAUCGCAGUCUACAAUGCUCUCAUCCAGGACGGGAUGAAGGUCAUUCUAAUUGAACUGGAGAAAGUCAAGGACUAUACAGCCAUGCCAGAGUCAAUUCAGUACAUCAGACAGAAGCAUGGCGCCAUCCAGUGGAGUGGGGACUUCACAGAGCAGUCGCAGUGUGCAAAGACCAAGUUCUGGAAAAAAGUGAGAUACCACAUGCCACCCAAAAGGUAUCCACCAUCUUCUUCUGUCCAGCUGCUGAAGCACACGCCCUGUGACCUCACGGCUGGCAAGUGGGAGGCCAGCGUGGGGUUCAUCACACCAUGAUGGAGAGUUUGUCAUCACAGGGUGGCUCACAGUUGGACAAGGAUGCAUUCCAUUUGGGAUGUCUGCGUGAAGCUUGCCAUUGUGUACCUGUGAGAGGGCCUGUGUUGGUUUGCUUGUUUUGAUGAGAGCUGCUUCUUUAGAGAAAGACAUCACCUCCGCAGCAG